GUUGAUGUGUGCACAGAAGAGAGAAGAGAAACUUCCUUCACUCUACAGCUUAUAGCGUGGUACUCUGAAUGUAGUGGGGACGUUGUUUUAGAUGCUGUACACAAUAAUUUAAAAAACGCUGGAGGAGUCAUCAAAAGACAAUGAGCCGUGGAAAAAAUAAAUCGGAGGGUGUCCAAAGCAGUCUGCUGACCCCACAGGAGAAUGACAAACUGGAGGACCUACUGGGCAGAAGGUGUGCUUCCAUGGCCACCGCAGUUGCACAGUUGUACAUGGCUCUGCCUCACAGUUCAAAUGUUUGGAGCCUGCAGCACACAGGAGUGGUCUGCUUAGUAAAAGACAACCCCAUGCGGUCCUACUUCAUACGGAUGUUUGACUUGAAGGCAGGGAGGCAGAUUUGGGAGCAGGAGCUCUACAACCAAUUUGUUUACUCCUCUCCACAAGCGUACUUUCAUACCUUUUCUGCAGAUGACUGUCAAGUUGGACUGAAUUUUGCAGAGCAACAGGAAGCACAAGCCUUCCAAAAUGCUGUCGAGGAGAAAAUCAACCAAAGACACAGAAGUCAGGAUAAGAAACAGCGCCCCCCGCAGCACGCUGAUAGAGGAUCCCUGCCUCCGCCCCCAUCUGACAAAACAUCUGGCAGUCCUGGUUCUUUUCACAUGGCCACUGUGGACAUUCAGAACCCAGAUAUUCAGACUUCACGCUACCGUUCAAUGCCUACACCUGCUCCUGCUUCCUUACCUGUGAGCGGCAAAGGGAAGAAAGACAAGAAGAGCAAGAAAAAGGGCCCCAAACUCUCCAAGGCAGACAUAGGAGCACCCAGCGGAUUUAAGCAUGUUUCUCAUUUUGGCUCUGAUCCCAACAACGUUGACCCUGACCUGAUGAAGCUGCUUUCCCAAGCUGGGAUCCGUGAAGCCGAUCUGAGGGAUGAAGCAACCUCCCAGCUCAUCUACAAUGUCAUCGAGCAGUCUGGGGGCAUGGAGGCAGUCAAAAGGGAAGUGAACAGAGCAGCUUCUGGACCUCCACCCCCUCCACCUGGCAGACAAGGGCCUCUCCCUCCCGUACCAGGCCCCAGUCACUCUGCUCCAACACCUCCACCUCCACGAGGUCGUUCUGGCCCCCUGCCUCCUGUCCCAGGCCAAUCACAGCGAGGAGCCCUGCCCUCCCAGCCACCUCCAUCACGUGGAGGCCUGCCACCUCCACCUCCAACAAGCAGAGGCGGUCCACCACCUCCACCACCAGCACACUCUUCUCACUUCCCUCCACCGCCAUCCUCAAAGCCCCCUCAGUCCUCCCACUCCAUGCCUCCUCCCCCACCGCCUUCUCAUCAAGAGCGCUCUAUGGGUUUCCCACCUCCUCCUGCCCCAGCAGCCAGCAGGGGAGGUGGAGGAGGAGCUCCUCCACCUCCUCCUCCACCCCCUCCACCUCCACCCCCCCAAACUUCUAUUUCUUCAGACUUCCCACCACCACCUCCCCCUGCAUCUGGAGGAGGAGGAGGAGGAGGAGGAGGAGGAGGAGGAGGAGGAGGAGGAGGAGGAGGAGGAGGAGGAGGAGGAGGAGGAGGAGGAGGAGGAGGAGGAGAAGGAGAAAGUAGGGGGGCUCUGCUGGAUCAGAUCCGACUGGGGAAGAAGCUCAGAAAUGUGACAGAAAGUGGUGACGCACCUCCACCUCCGACGACGGAGUCAGGUGAGGGCAUAGUUGGUGCUCUCAUGAUGGUCAUGCAGAAGAGGAGUAAAGUCAUCCAUUCCUCUGAUGAAAGCGAAGAUGACGCCGGAGAUGAAGAUGAAGACGAUGACGAAUGGGAUGACUAAUGUGAAGGUUCUUGUUUGUGGGGAAUUUGAACGUCGUUCAGUGCGAUUUUUUUCUGUAAACCUAGAAUUUCAGCACUGUUACAGUAGAUGUUCUUGUAUUUCCUACAUGAUCAAUUAUUGCAAACUGAGGUAUUGUCUUGCCUUGUCUAUGACAGGAAUUAUGUAACUUUAAAAAAAUAAAAAAAAUAAAUAAA
Molecule: messenger RNA, 2002 nt
Organism: Scomber japonicus (chub mackerel)
Lineage: Eukaryota; Metazoa; Chordata; Actinopteri; Scombriformes; Scombridae
Product: actin nucleation-promoting factor WAS-like
Exons: 11
Coding region: 141-1808 (555 amino acids)
Biological process (GO): actin filament organization
Molecular function (GO): actin binding
Source: RefSeq, a predicted model, not a curated record